Molecule: messenger RNA, 204 nt
Organism: Brugia pahangi
Lineage: Eukaryota; Metazoa; Nematoda; Chromadorea; Rhabditida; Onchocercidae
Source: the annotation of a GenBank genome assembly
AUGUGUGAGAUAAAUGGGAAAGCAUAUGGACGGCUCUAUGCAAUCAUUAGUGGAGAAAGCAGUGAUUUCAUUGUUAAAUGCGAUGGGAAGAAAGACCAGCAACAAGUUCCAAAAAAUAAAGAGAACUGUCUACUUAACGUAAAUACGAGAGAUAGCAUAAACGUGAAGACUGAGGCGAACAAAGGAAACAGCAGAGAACAAUGA